AUGCCUUCCCUGCACCACGGAGCAAUCUUCGUAGGAGCCUUCCUCAUUGUGACCGGGGGCUCCACAGCCUUCCUGGCCUCGCCCCAGAGCCGCCUGCAGGCUUUCUCCCUGUGCUGCGUGGUGCUGGGGGUGGUCAUGCUCAUCCUGGGACUACUUUGGGCUAUGAACAGCAAAAAGUGUCCACAUUAUCCAUUCAACGAUUAUCCCAACUUCGGCAGCCAUGCCCUCUUCUCACCCCCAGGGAGCCGCUUCCCAGAAUCCCAGUCGGUGUUUCUGCCCAGGUCGCGCCACAGACAGGGUGCUCGUGGUGAAGAAUUCGAUUACCCUCCCAUGGACCCUGUUGGUUUCAGCCCAUCGCCUCGCCCUCCUCUGUGGCAGGAGCCCCCGCCUCCCUAUGAGGUUGCCAUCAAGACCACAUGUAGCUCCACACACCUGCGACGUGCAUACUCAGACACACACCUGGCAACGGAGCCCCUGUUUGGACGGUCGAGAGAGAUCAGCUUUGAGGUGUGA
This is a messenger RNA of Eleginops maclovinus (Patagonian blennie), 513 nucleotides long. RefSeq lists its product as uncharacterized. The record is from RefSeq and is a predicted model, not a curated record. Lineage: Eukaryota; Metazoa; Chordata; Actinopteri; Perciformes; Eleginopidae. The coding region runs from base 1 to 513 and encodes 170 amino acids. The transcript is spliced from 3 exons.